Messenger RNA from Anguilla anguilla (European eel), 2902 nucleotides. Its product is annotated as WD repeat-containing protein 86-like. Gene Ontology annotation, molecular function: protein binding. The record is from RefSeq and is a predicted model, not a curated record. The coding region runs from base 77 to 1324 and encodes 415 amino acids. The transcript is spliced from 6 exons. Lineage: Eukaryota; Metazoa; Chordata; Actinopteri; Anguilliformes; Anguillidae.
CGUCGCUGCUCACGCAAGUUUGACCGGAUGGAGAGUGAUACCGAAACUGUGCGCUCUGGAUUUAGCCUGUAGUUGAAUGAUUAAUGGUCCCGUUUCAGAUGUGAUGGGAUGCGGCACUUCUAGAAUUAAGUGGUUGAAAAAAGUGUGUACGGGUCACCGUGGAGGCAUUAAUUGGGUAAGUCUGAGUCCUGACGGAAGAUACUUGCUUACGUGCAGCGAAGACAGAACCGCUCGCCUGUGGAGGACUACGGGACAACAGUGCUGUGUGUUUCAAGGACAUGAAAACUACAUUACCCAUGGUCACCUGGAGAACGAUGUGGCCUACACAUGUAGUGCUGAUCACACAGUACGGAAGUGGGACAUUGUGACAGGCAGGUGCACUCAAAUAUUCAGGGGCCAUACCUCCACUGUCAACAAGGUACUGGUCUCCAGAGGGUGGCUGUUCAGCGGGUCUUACGACCGCACGGCUCGCUGCUGGAGUCUGGACAGUGGCAGGCCGAUGCAGGAGUUUCGGGGACACCGGAACAGCGUGCUGGCCUUGGCACACUUCUCGUCCCAGGACCUGCUGCCCGAGGCCGAGUCGGACUGCGAGCAGAACAGGGACUUCCUGGUCACGGCCAGCUCCGACUGCACCGUGAAGCUGUGGCUGGUGUCAGAGGGCCGCUGCUACCAGACGCUGCGCGGGCACAAAGGGGCGGUCCUCUGCAUGGUUCUGGACACGCCCACCAAGACCCUGUUCACCGGCAGCACGGACCACACGGUGCGCUGCUGGGAUCUCACCACCGGAGGGCAGACGCGAGUUCUGCAGGACCACCAAGGGUCCGUUGUCUGCCUUGAGCUUGGGAGCAGACACUUGUACACGGGGAGUGCUGACCGCACGGUCAAGUGCUGGUUGACCGCAUCCGGGAAGUGCGUCCGCACACUGAUGGCACACAGACACACCGUCAGCGCCAUCAAGGCCCAUGAUGGAGUCUUGUUUACUGGAAGUGGAGACUCUUGUGCCAGGGCCUUUGACACUGAAUCUGGAGUCUUGAGAAGAGUCUUCAAGGGACACACAUUUAUCAUCAAUUGUUUACAGGUCCACAACCAUGUGCUGUACACUGUGUCCCACGACGGGACCAUGAGGAUAUGGGAUGUUCGAGGGUUGUACUGUGACACGCGAGCCAGCAGGGGGAGCCACUGCAGGGGCUCUGCCGGGAGCAGCCUUGCUCAAAUGCGCAACAACCGUGUUGGCUGUGCGCAGUCCCCAAACGAGCCCACUAGGGGGCGAAGCUCCCAGGAAGCGUGUGAGAGCAGAGAAAGGGAGGUGCUGGAGCUAAUCUGAUUCCCUUUACCCCUCCCAAAAAUGGCCAGUAAGGCCUUCUUUUCACACUAGCAGGCUUUCCCUCCGCCUGCCUCCAUCUUCACCUUGUGAAGGUUCCACUUGGUCCUGCCGUUACUGAGAGAGCGAAGAGAUUCAGGAAUUGCGUUUAGUACGACUGAGCUGAAAGGAACUUUGCCUCUACAGAAGGAAUCAAAAUGGAUGGAGAAGUUCAUGGAGUAGUUGUGGAUGGUCAGCAUUGGCCUGGUCUUGUCUGAACUUUCGUCAUGUCCUCUGUUUGAUGGGUUGAUGAGUGGGUAUGGUUGGAGUGAUGCGCUCAGAGGGAGGUCAAACAUUGUGUUUUGGUAGAUAUUGCAUGCUGCUGCGCGCUCUCCCGGAUAGAAAACUCACAGUAAAGCGAUGAAAUGGCCCUGUGGCCAUGCCUGGCCAUUCCACAGUGGGGAUAAGAAAAAUGAGCCCUAAAAGUUCCUUUAAAGGUACAACCAAAGCUCAAAGCCCAUUAACACCAGUAGAGCUUUAUGUAAAGGUAUGUGCAAUAGCUAGCCCGCUGCACCAAGAGAUUUGCCCUAGCUUCUAUCGAUCAUAUUAAUUAAAACUUCCCAUACAGCCGCGAGAAGGGCAAUCCGAUAGUGGUGUUACAUACAACUGUUUGACAGUCCACCUUAAUGUGGCUCUGAUUGAUCAGAGUUCAAGUGAUUAAAAUCCCUAAAGUGAUUUUGCUUGACCUCGUUUAGAAUGGUGAGAUCAAUAGAGACCUACCAUGCAAAGUAUUUAGAAUGUCACGGCAGAACAUGCGCAUUUAUAUCCUUUAAGCACCACGGGGACUUUCUGCUGUUGAUUCACAAUUACAGAAUAUGACUGUGUUUGACCACUCACUGUGCAGCUGGAUUUUGUAAGCCAUGUGUUUACCGUAGUCCCAUCUAUUGUGCUGUAAGUAAACGUGUUGUUUACUUACAGCACAAUGUAAGCAUUUUGCGUGAUUGAAUGUUGGUGAGUUGAGUCCUGAGCUGUGACUUGUUCUUGUGCAGUGUCAGGGGCAGUUCCUGGGCUGUCAUGUAGCUUAAACCAUACUUAACAACACACGAUACUGAAAAAAUUUACUGCUGAGGUAAAUAUUUACUGUACAGCUUUUAAUGAAAUGGGUCAGCUAAAAGCCAGCAGAUGGCCAAUGAGAAUUAAGUUUAACACUCCAGUUGUAUUUUAAUUUUUGAGUCACGAGGAGUGUCUGUGGCUUUCAGUGUUCAAAAAUGUUUCUUUAAGACUUCACAGAGGUCAAAGGUCACAACUGGACCGUGGUCCUGCAGGUGCCCAUGCUUGUGUUACCUCAUGCUCAUGUCAUGUAUAAAUCCCUGAAUCUGGGGCAUGGAGCUCAGUUAAUGAACUACCAAGUGGUGCAGAAAACAUGCGACACAAUGUUUGUUCAAUAGCCACUUUUCUUGAGGGAAAAAUCUUUCACUUUAUUUAACUGCACAGCUACAGUAGCUUAAUAACAUUUACUUUGGUGCUGUGAGCAUAGCAACCAAGACCAAAGUGUGGAGGAAAAAAAUUCAAACACACAAGAAUAAACUUUACAACACUGGA